Molecule: messenger RNA, 1373 nt
Organism: Cercocebus atys (sooty mangabey)
Lineage: Eukaryota; Metazoa; Chordata; Mammalia; Primates; Cercopithecidae
Gene: CRLF2
Product: cytokine receptor-like factor 2
Exons: 6
Coding region: 12-917 (301 amino acids)
Molecular function (GO): protein binding
Source: RefSeq, a predicted model, not a curated record
GACCUCUGCUUAUGAGUCAUGAGCGAUCUGCUGGUGGCAGGUUCCUGAGGACCUCACUCUCCACUCCUGUUUCAGGCAUGGGACGGUUGGUUCUGCUGUGGGGAGCUGCCGUCUUUCUGCUGGGAGGCUGGAUGGCUUUGGGGCAAGUAGCAACAGAAACGGUCAUUUUAAACCCCAGAUUCAAUCGAGAUGAGGCCUAUGACCAGUGCACCGUCUACAUUCUCCAGGAAGGUCACACCUCGGGGUGCCUCCUAGACGCAGAGCAGCAAGACGAAAUUCUCUAUUUCUCCAUCAGGAACGGGACGCACCCCGUUUUCACCGCCAGUCGCUGGAUCUUUUAUUACCUGAAGCCCAGUUCCCCGAAGCAGGUGAGCUUUUCGUGGCAUCAGGACGCGGUGACGGUGACGUGUUCUGACCUGUCCUACAGGGGUCUCCUCUAUGAGGUUCAGUACCGGAGCCCCUUCGACACGGAGUGGCAGACAGAGUCUCGCUCUGUCGCUCAGGCUGGAGUGCCGUGGUGCGAUCUCAGCUCACUGCAACCUCCACCUCCCGGGUUCAAGCGAUUCUCCCGCCUCAGCCUCCCGAGUAGUUGGGAUGACAGGCGGCUGCCACCACGCCUGGCUAAUUUUUGGGGUGCACCUGCCUUGGCGGAGUGGAUUACAGACACCCAGAACGUGGCCCACCUCCACAAGAUAGCAGGUGCAGAGCCAGAAGGUGGCCCUGAGGAGUCCCUGGUGGUCCAGUUGGCCAAGACGGAAGCCGAGUCACCCAGGACGCUGGACCCACAGACCGAGGACAAAGAGGUCUCUGGGGGAUCCCUCCUGCUUCCCCACCAGCCGCCCCUGCAAGGCGGUGAUGUGGUCACUCUCGGGGGCUUUACCUUUGUGAUGAAUGACAGCUCGUAUGUGGCGUUAUGAUGGACAGACAACUGUCAAAAGCCAACGUCAGGAUCCACGUUGACGUUUAAAGACCGAGGGGAGUGUCCCAGGGACUCCACACCACCAUAUGGACGGGCAUGGUCCCCUCCAGUGAUGGUAGAGCUAGGAGCCUCUGAAGACCCAGCCUCAUCGCCUAAUGAAGAUGCUCUUACGCUGUUUCCCCCACGUGGGUCUCUCUGUUCAAAGGCUUGAUGGCGGAUGGGAGCCAAUUACUGCAGGAGACGGUCUCCCCGUUCCCUUUUGUGCCUGAACGUUGUGACGUAAACCCCAAGGCAGGACGUCCAAAAUGCUCUAAGACCAUCUUCCGCACUCUGUGAGCCCCCAGUUCCGUCCGUGUUCCAUUUCCAUAGGACUGGAUUCUCUGAGGAUUUUUUGUUUGUUUGUUUGGAGACGGAGUCUCACUCUGUCGCCCAGGCUGGAGUGCAGUGGCACGAU